Molecule: messenger RNA, 2883 nt
Organism: Alternaria burnsii
Lineage: Eukaryota; Fungi; Ascomycota; Dothideomycetes; Pleosporales; Pleosporaceae
Product: carbohydrate-binding module family 1 protein
Exons: 2
Coding region: 1-2883 (960 amino acids)
Biological process (GO): carbohydrate metabolic process
Cellular component (GO): extracellular region
Molecular function (GO): oxidoreductase activity, acting on CH-OH group of donors; flavin adenine dinucleotide binding; cellulose binding
Source: RefSeq, a predicted model, not a curated record
AUGGCACGCACAUUCCUUCUUUCCACAGCCCUUCUGGCACUUGGCGUCUCGGCGCAAACUUCCUCCAAAUUCACGGACGAGAAGACUGGCAUCACCUUCAGCGGUCUUCACCACUCUUCGGGCUACAGGCUAGGCUAUGCCCUUCCGGAGAAAGCUACUACCGACUUCAUCGUCCAGGUUCAAGCUCCGAUCACUAACGAUGGUGGUUGGGCUGGAUUCAGCUUGGGACAAUCCAUGACUGGCAACUUGCUGGUUGUUGCUUGGCCUCAUGAGGGCGAAGUCAUCGCCUCCUUCAGAGAAGCAACUGGAUACACAAACCCAGCUGUAAAGACUGGUGACUUCACCAUGUCCCCAAUCCCCGACGGAACUUUCGUCAACGACACCGCCUUUUCAUACACCUUCCUGUGCUCGAACUGCAUCAGCGAGGACCCAAAGACCGGUCUCGUCAUCUACGAGGACCCUAGCGUAAACAUCAUGGGCUGGGCCUACUCCAACAAGGCGCUUGCCGACUCUACCGAUGCUGGUGCGGCUCUCAAUUACCACGACGCUGGUUUCGGAGCUUUCGGACUUCCCAUGAGCAACGCUACCAGCCCCGACUUCGAGAAGUGGGCUGCUAUGGCGGUGGCUAGCACCCCUAGCGGAGGCAACUCUACCACACCCGGAGGCAACUCGACCGCGCCAGCCGCCCCAGUUGCUGGAAACACCACAGCCACCGUCGCUAACUCUACAUACGACUACAUCGUUGCCGGAGGUGGUGCUGCUGGUAUCAUCGCAGCCGAGAGGCUUGCAGAGAGCGGUGCGUCCGUCCUCUUGGUCGAACGUGGUGGCCCAUCAUACGCUUUCACUGGUAAGACUGAGGUCAUGCCAUGGAACGACACUGUUUCGAUGUACGAUGUUCCAGGAUACGGUUACUACCUCAGUGAUGUCGGCAGCCCUGCUUACUGCGCCGACACUGCAGACAUGUCUGGCUGCCUCCUGGGUGGUAGCACUGCCAUCAAUGCUAUGAUGUACGUCAAGCCUCAACAGCGUGACUUCGACGACAAGUGGCCUGCUGGCUGGAAGUGGGCUGAUGUCGCCGAGGCGGCCGAUCGUCUGUACGAGCGCAAUCCUGGACAAACUUACGGCUCAGAAGAUGGUAUCCGCUACGACAACGGUGCCUACGAUGUCUUGUCGCAGUUCUUCGCUGGCCAGGGAUGGACCGAGACCGACUUUGUAAAGAACCCUAACGCCAAGGUUGACGUCUACGGCCACCCUACCUGGAACAUCGCCAACGGUCUUCGCUCCGGUGUUGUCAGGACUUACCUUCCCCUUGCCCAAAAGCUCAACAACUUCGAGCUUAUGAUGAAUACCAACGUCGUUCGCGCUGUCCGUGAGGGAUCGGCUAUCUCUGGUAUUGAGGUUGAGACUGCAGACGGCAAGCGCGUUAUCUACAACGUCAAGUCCGGAGGCAGUGUCAUCCUUGCUGCCGGAUCCAUGUCUACUCCCCGUAUCCUCUUCAACUCCGGUAUUGGUCCCGCCGACCAGCUUCAGACUGUUGCCAGCGGCAGCAGCGGUGUUACACUCCCCGAUGAGGCUGACUGGAUCGACCUUCCCGUCGGUGCUGAGAUCAAGGACCACCCUAUCUUCACUGUCAAGUUCAACACCAGCACUCCCCUCUCCGGAACUGACGAGAAGGCUCUCACCAGCCCCAACCAAACCACAAUUGACCUCUUCGCUAAGGGCUCUGGUGAGCUCGCACAGUCCGGUCAACGUCUUAACUGGUGGUCAUCUGUCAACACCACUGACGGCAGCGAAAUUUUCUUCCAGGGUACUUGCAACUCGCCUGCCGACAACACCAUCCAGAUGAAGGUCUACAUUACCCACGGUCUGCAGUCUGUUGGUAGCCUUGGUAUCACUGCUGAUGGCGCCACCACUUUCAUCACCGACCCCCACAUGACCUCUGACGUCGACACUGAGGCCAUCACGAUGAUGAUGGACCGUUUGAUUGCCAUGACACAAGGUGGCAACUCCACCCUGUCUUUGAUUGCUCCUGCUGGUGUUUCCAACGUUACUGGCGCGGACCUUAUCAAGUCUUUCAAGACUGGAAGCCACUACGUCGGUACUGCUAAGAUGGGAACUAAGGGUGAUGCUGGUGUUGUUGUUGACACUGACACCAAGGUCUAUGGUACCGACAACCUGUUCGUCGUCGAUGCUUCCAUUCACCCCGAUCUUCCUACCGGUAACACCCAGGCGAUUGUCAUGGUUGCCGCUGAGGCCGCUGCUGCCCGCAUUCUUGCUCUUGGUGACAGCCCCGCCAGUGGCACUGCUCCCACUGCUUCCACUACCCCUGAGGCCACACCAGAGGCAGCUAGCUCCAGUGUACCAGCUGCGACCCCCGUAGCCCCUGCUGCUUCUUCUGCAGCACCCGUCGGUACCGGCUCGCCUGCGGCCCCAUCUGCUGCGCCUGUAGAAUCUGCGGCACCCGUCGAGUCAGCAGCGCCUGCUGAAUCUGCCUCUCCCGUUGCGUCUUCACCUGCCGGUUCAUCGACCCCCUCAGCACCAGCCGAGUCUGCCCCUGCUACCACCCCAGCGCCCGCUGAGCCUGCCCAGCCUGCCCAACCCAGCACCGCCGGUGCCUACGAACGCUGCGGCGGCAUUGGCUUCACUGGCCCUACUACAUGCGCCAGCGGUUGGAAGUGCGUGGUCCAGAACGACUACUAUUCCCAGUGCCUUCAAUCAACUGACUCCAACCGCGGCCGCUCUGAGCCAGUAUCCCGCCGCCAUGACACCUUGACCAGGCGCGCUAUGGUUGGCCACAAGCCAGUCAGCCCCGUCGUUGUCCACGAGCACAUUCACUCCCGAAAGCUCGGAAGGGCUAGCUUCUUGGACUCUUACCAGUCCUAG